CAUCAUCAUCAUCGUCAUCUUCUUCAUCAUCGACAUCAAUAACUAAUAAUCAACAGCAACAACAACAACAAAAUACAGACAUAAUUUCAUCGUGUACGGAUAAUGUAACAACAACAACAGCAACAGCAACAACAACAACAACAUUCAACAAUAAAUACUAUCAAUAAUAACAACAACAACAACAAUCCGAAUAAUAAUCAUAACAAGUCAAUGAUAAUGAAUGUGCCUAUGACAUCAUCAAUGCCUGAUGUUAUAUCAUCAUCAUCAUCAUCAUCAUCAUCUUUAUCAACAACGCCGAUGGCAAUUACAACUUUAUCAAAUUUUAUCGAUGGUUCUUAUUCUCAAUCAAUUGCCUCAAUGAAUGAAUUAUCACCUACUGGCAAUAAUAAUAAUAAUGCAGAUAAAAUGAUCGCCAUGAAUCGUCAUCAACAAUCAAAUCAUCAUCAUAAUAAUAAUAAUAAUAAUCAUCAUCAUCAUCAUCAUCAAUCCUUUGAAACGGAAAAUGCUGAAACUUAUCAACAACAUUUGCCUACCUCGACAAAUGGUCAUCAUCAUAACCAUAAUCAUCAUAAUAAUAAUAAUGAUAAUCAUCAUCAUUAUUUGGAAGCUCAUUCAGAAUUCUAUUUAGCUCAUACAAUGGUGAUUGAUAGUGGUAAAUUCUCUCAACAAUAUCAACCAAAAUUCAAUAGAGGUCCACAUAAUUAUUUUGGUCGAUAUACGGGUAAUGAGCUACCCAGUAUGAUUGAUAAUUAUGGCCAAUAUGAAAAUUCAUUUUCAACAAUGACACCAUCAUCAAUACCGCAUACACCAUCACCUGAACAAUGGCCCACAAAUGAUUUAGCAAAUAUUGGUUCAACCAUUGGUUCAACAUUGAUGCCAAAUACGAUACCAUCACCGAAUAUUAAUACAUUAGUUCCAAAUCAUAUGAAUGCCAAUUAUGAAUCAUUACCAAUUCAUGGUCGUGAUCAAAUCGGUUUGAAUACAAUGGUCAACAAUAAUAUUAUACAUUCGAAUGGUGUACAUCAAGGAGCCAAUAUUUUUCACCAGUCAUCUAUAGAUGGAAAACCAUUCAUUCAAGCAGCAGUUCUAGCAGGUAGUGGACCAAUACAAUUGUGGCAAUUUUUGCUUGAAUUAUUAACUGAUAAAGAUUGUCAAAGUUUCAUCUCAUGGACUGGUGAUGGUUGGGAAUUUAAAUUGACCGAUCCCGAUGAAGUAGCACGCCGUUGGGGUAUUAGAAAAAAUAAGCCAAAAAUGAAUUAUGAAAAAUUAAGUCGUGGCCUUCGUUAUUAUUAUGAUAAAAAUAUUAUUCAUAAGACGGCUGGUAAACGUUAUGUUUAUCGUUUUGUUUGUGACCUACAAAGUCUUUUAGGAUGUAAACCAGAAGAUUUACAUUCUGUUGUUGAUCUCAAACCUGAAAAGAAAGAAGAAGAUUAAAAUGAACUUUAAUCAAUCAAUCAAUUAAUGAGCCAUCUUUCUGGUCAUUAGAAUUGUAUUGUUUUCGUUUAAAACAAAACAACAACAACUGAUAUAAAAGAUUAUUUGGUGGUGCACCUAGUCGUCUUUAAAAGAAAACAACAUUUACUUCUCUCUCUCUCACUUUCUCUCUCAUCGUUGAUCAACAAUAUAUUGUCGUUCACAUAAAUGAUUUUCACAUUUUCCAUACACCAUCAUCAUCGUUCAUUGCCUUCUCAUCUAUGGCCUUAAUUUCAUUAUUUUUUUUUCUUGUUCUUGAUUUCUAUUAAUUUACCGAAAAAAAUAAUCAC
This is a messenger RNA of Dermatophagoides farinae (American house dust mite), 1763 nucleotides long. The record is from RefSeq and is a predicted model, not a curated record. Lineage: Eukaryota; Metazoa; Arthropoda; Arachnida; Sarcoptiformes; Pyroglyphidae.